This is a messenger RNA of Scophthalmus maximus (turbot), 1010 nucleotides long. RefSeq names its product RING finger protein 224. The record is from RefSeq and is a predicted model, not a curated record. Gene Ontology annotation, biological process: protein ubiquitination. The transcript has 3 exons. The coding region runs from base 353 to 829 and encodes 158 amino acids. Gene Ontology annotation, molecular function: ubiquitin protein ligase activity. Lineage: Eukaryota; Metazoa; Chordata; Actinopteri; Pleuronectiformes; Scophthalmidae.
AUUGGCGGCGUGUACGCGCGGUUCCACGGAACAAGCUGUCAUUCCACACAACACUUCCAGGGAAGUCUGAGGAGGGAUGCCAACCAUGACUUCAUCCUGAGAGGAGGGAGCGAACCAGGAAGUUCAUCGUGACAGGAGGGAGCAAACCAGGAAGUUCGUCGUGACAGGAGGGAGCCAACCAGGAAGUUCGUCGUGAGAGGAGGGAGCCAACCAGGAAGUUCGUCGUGACAGGAGGGAGCCAACCAGGAAGUUCGUCGCGCGCUCACCUGAGCCAAUAAAAACCUCCCUCACUCAGUCCUGCGGCAACUACACCUUCAGCAACCGGAGCCUCCGUCUGCGCUGCAACAACUUGAUGAAGGAACACACGCAGUCCUCUGCAUCUUCGCCAUCUUCGCCAUCGUCACCCACCGUCAUGCUGGACUGUGAAGAGCUCGAGUGCGUCGUGUGCUUCUGCGAGUUCUCCCGCAGCGACCGGAUCCCGCGGGUGCUCCACUGCGGCCACACGUUCUGCGCGCCGUGCCUGGAGAGGCUGUCCCGGAUGAAAGGGGCCCUGCGCACCGUCUCGUGCCCGCUGUGCCGCUGGAUCACAUGCAUGCGGGCCAGCCUCACGAUCCCCGGGGCCCUGUACGUCAACACGGAGAUCUGGGACCAGAUCGUGGAGCAGCAGCAGCAGCAGCAGCAGCAGCAGCAGCGGCGGCGGGGGAGAGACACGGACGCAGCCCUGGAGCUCAGCGACACCAAGACGCAGCAGCUCAUCACGUCCAAGCGACCGCGUGGCUUCACGUCCACACUGCAACAGAUGUUCGGCUGUGUGGCCCGGGGCUGCUGACGACACGUCGGGGUGCGUGUGCGUGUGUGUGUGUGUGUGAAUAUUUUCUUUUUACCUUUCUGUGUUAAGAUAAAUGUAAAAUAUGAUAUUGAUCCCGCAUGCCGUCGAAAUGUACUCGACAGAGGCAGACAGAAGAACAGGCAAUAACUUUUUUUAGUUUAAAUAAAAACAAUGUUUAAUA